This is a messenger RNA of Petromyzon marinus (sea lamprey), 2426 nucleotides long. The record is from RefSeq and is a predicted model, not a curated record. NCBI's taxonomy places the organism in Eukaryota, Metazoa, Chordata, Hyperoartia, Petromyzontiformes, Petromyzontidae.
GUCUCUGUGUCUCUCUCUCUGUGUCUCUGUGUCUCCGCGUGUCCACGUAGGAGCGGCUACUUCCACAUCUCCCCGUGUGAAGUCACCGCUCCUGGCACGGAGGUUCACAUUCAGCUCCGUGGGGAGCAUCGGGAGUUCGCUCGCGAGGAGCGAGUCAAAGCCAUCCUCAUGAAGUACACCAACUUCAUAAGGACUCCACUGUUCCUGAACGGCACUCAGAUCAACACCCUACCGGCCUUGUGGGAUCUGCCUGCCAGCGCUGUGUCCGAGAGUGACCACUCAGCCCUCUUCAACUUACUGACGCACGGAACAACAUCAACAACAACAUCAACAACAUCAUCAACAACAUCAUCAACAACAACAUCAACAACAUCAUCGCCACCACGCUUCACGCUUCACUACCGCACGGACUCACCGCUGGACAUCCGCGCUGUCUUAUACACUCCUGUCACUCGUCCGUCCAUAUUUGGCGGAGACUCUGACAAGGAGGGAGCUGUGAGCCUCUAUUCACACAGAGUUCUCAUCCAUCGCUCCUCCAGCGCAGUCUUACCACGCUGGUUACGCUUCCUACACGGAGUGGUGGAGAGCGAUGACAUUCCACUCAACCUCAGCAGGGAACUUCUCCAGGAGAGUUCUCUCGUGAGGAGAGUAGGUUCCGUGCUAGAGGUCCGCUACCUGCGUCACCUGGCUGAGCGGAUGAAGCGAGACCCCCAGGCCUAUGACGAUUUCUUCGCUGAGUUUGGAGUCUUCCUUAGGGAGGGUCUCAUCACGAGCACGGACUCACAAGUCAAGGAACAGAUUGGCGGUGUGCUCCGCUUCGAGUCGUCCGACCUGCCGGCUGGCACCCUCACCAGCCUGCCGGAGCUGCUCACCCGGUGGCGAGCAGCUCACCAUGGGGAGGCCCACAUUUAUUACCUUUGUGCUCCCAGUCGGCAGCUGGCUGAGAGUUCUCCGUACUAUGAAGCCCUACGGAGCAAGGCCAAGACAGAGGUGCUGCUGUGCUAUGACCCCUACGAUGAGCUGACGCUGCUUCACCUGGGAAGCUUCUCCGGGAGGCGACUCCUAUCAGUGGAGACAGAUAUUGUGGUGGACCACUACAAGGAGAACCCUCACCCACAGCCUCACCACGCACACUCACCAGCUUCAGACUCCCUCACUGAAGAGCAGAGCCGCGAUCUGAUUGGUUGGAUGAAAGGCAUUCUGGGUAACCAGGUGUCAGACAUUCGGGUGACGCUACGUCUAGACCUACACGCUGCCAUGGUGACCCUGCUAGAGAUGGGUGCCGCUCGCCACCUCCUACGCACCCACAACCUCCUGCAACAGGCGGGCUCCGUCGCCACGGCAACCGCAACAACAGCCACAACAGCCACAGCAACAACCACAGCAGCACCACCGCCACCACCACCGACAGCGAUUCCGGGGAUACAGCCGGUCCUGGAGAUUAACCCUAGCCAUUCGUUGAUCCGAGUGCUGAACUCGGCACGGGAAUCUGACCCAGAGCUUGCUUCACUACUCGCCCAGCAGAUCUAUGACAAUGCGAUGAUCACGGCGGGUCUCUACGGAGACGCUCGACUGAUGGUCUCACGUCUCAACAGGCUCCUCGAGCGAGCACUCAAACACACUCGCUCCUAGCGGGGCCUUGCUGACACACUCGCUCCUAGCGGGGCCUUGCUGACACACUCGCUCCUAGCGGGGCCUCGCUGACACACUCGCUCCUAGCGGAGCCUCGCUGACACACUCGCUCCUAGCGGGGCCUCGCUGACACACUCGCUCCUAGUGGGGCCUUGCUGACACACUCGCUCCUAGUGGGGCCUCGCUGACACACUCGCUCCUAGCGGGGCCUUGCUGACACACUCGCUCCUAGCGGGGCCUUGCUGACACACUCGCUCCUAGUGGGGCCUCGCUGACACACUCGCUCCUAGUGAGGCCUCGCUGACACACUCGCUCCUAGUGGGGCCUCGCUGACACACUCGCUCCUAGCGGGGCCUUGCUGACACACUCGCUCCUAGUGGGGCCUCGCUGACACACUCGCUCCUAGCGGGGCCUUGCUGACACACUCGCUCCUAGCGGGGCCUUGCUGACACACUCGCUCCUAGUGGGGCCUCGCUGACACACUCGCUCCUAGUGAGGCCUCGCUGACACACUCGCUCCUAGUGGGGCCUCGCUGACACACUCGCUCCUAGCGGGGCCUUGCUGACACACUCGCUCCUAGUGGGGCCUCGCUGACACACUCGCUCCUAGCGGGGCCUUGCUGACACACUCGCUACUAGUGGGGCCUCGCUGACACACUCGCUCCUAGCGGGGCCUUGCUGACACACUCGCUCCUAGUGGGGCCUCGCUGACACACUCGCUCCUAGCGGGGCCUUGCUGACACACUCGCUCCUAGUGGGGCCUUGCUGACACACUCGCUCCUAGUGGGGCCUUGC